Molecule: messenger RNA, 1437 nt
Organism: Panicum virgatum (switchgrass)
Lineage: Eukaryota; Viridiplantae; Streptophyta; Magnoliopsida; Poales; Poaceae
Product: nuclear pore complex protein NUP35-like
Exons: 10
Coding region: 7-1167 (386 amino acids)
Biological process (GO): NLS-bearing protein import into nucleus; regulation of DNA-templated transcription; nuclear pore organization
Cellular component (GO): nuclear pore central transport channel; cytosol; nuclear pore nuclear basket
Molecular function (GO): single-stranded DNA binding; phospholipid binding; peptidyl-tRNA hydrolase activity
Source: RefSeq, a predicted model, not a curated record
AGCCCGAUGAUCACAUUGCGCACAUUUCAGCCACCCGGCCCAUGCAGUGUUAUCGACAAGCGCAUCUUCUCUUCUGUGUCUUCCUCUCCCCGGAACCCGACAGCUCCAACCUCCAUGGCUCCUCCGCCGCGGCGAAACUCGCCGCAAAAUCCCGACCGGAGGAAGGGUGAGGAGCCGUGGCUGGCGGCGAGCCUCCGCCCCGCGAACUUCCUCCCGGGCCUCGCCAUCGGGUUCCUCCUCGGCCUCCUCCUAGACCUGUCGUCAUCGUGGAGGCCCAAAUCGAGGCCCGCGCCGGCUCCGGCCGCGGCGCCCGCGCGUGGCUCCAGCUCGAAUCGGGCGUCGAAGGGUUCGUUCGGCUCCGGCGGCGAAGAGCUGAAGAUGGUUUUGGUCGUGCGUCAGGACCUCAAGAUGGGGGCUGGGAAAAUAGCGUCUCAAUGUGCUCAUGCAGCAACUGGCUUGUAUGCAGAAUUGAUGUCAAGCAAUCGAGGUCUUUUGAGACAGUGGGAGCAACUUGGACAAGCUAAGAUUGUUUUGACAUGCAAGAAUCAACAGGAAAUGAACAGGCUAAAGGAAACUGCAGAACAUCGAGGUAUCCCAACGUUUAUUGUGGCUGAUGCAGGCCGCACACAGGUGUUGGCUGGAUCUAAAACAGUUCUUGCAAUAGGGCCAGGGAGGAAAGCUGACAUCGAUGCAGUUACUGGGAAAUUGCGUUUGCUAUUCUCUACUGGAGAUACCAACCUUGUUCUUCGGGAAUUUGAGAAAUGUGGAGUAAUAUUGAGACAUCAGUCUGGUCCAAGAUAUGGUAACUGGAUCCACAUAUUGUACCAGUGCUCAUAUGACGCUCGGAAGGCCCUUCAGAAAAAUGGUAUCCAACUAAGCAGUGGGCUCAUAGUUGGAGUGAAAUCCAUUGAUCCAGUGCACCGUCAGCAGCUGGAUAAGAGGUUAAUUGGAAGCAAUCAAGGAGGUUUCAUGGUGUCCUUGCCUUCAAAGCCACUUACCCUGAAGAACACAGGUGCAUCCAACCAGCUAGGAGCUUUGCCCCGGCCAUAUGACCCGAAGGCUAACACAAAUGUUAACCGAGAUGCAGGCCGUCGUGCAACCGGCAGCGUUGCUGCACCAGCAAAAUCAAUUGUAACCAAUGUCAUGGAUUUGAUAUUUGGCAUUUGAUAUAUGUUAAUGAUGACCUAUGAAUCGUCAGCAUUCUCUGUUUAUUCUGUCCAGUCAUUUGAGAAUGCCAGUGCGCCAAAGAAUCGGCAACAAAUUUUGCUGAAAGAGAUAUUACAGAGAGCAAACUUCUUUCUUUUUGUGUUGUAACAUUCAUAUUGUGCAAUUUUCACGUUUAGUUGCACUUCUGUUGUCUUGUGAGCUGCCCAGAUGAGGGCAGCUGUUGGAUGUUGGUGGCUUAUGAUAUAACUUUUGGAGUGGGAGAUUUUGAUA